Molecule: messenger RNA, 339 nt
Organism: Haemonchus placei
Lineage: Eukaryota; Metazoa; Nematoda; Chromadorea; Rhabditida; Trichostrongylidae
Source: the annotation of a GenBank genome assembly
AUGGGGUGUGUUGAUAACGUCGCCUGCACCAGCCACUGGGCCAGGAGAUCCUGGUCGUGAUACCACCGUUACUCCUCUGUCAUCGAUGCGAGAGUCGCGAUAGCUGGGCCGACACUGCUGCGAAGGGUAGUCAUAGCCGUACUGGUUGCCAUUUGGAUAUUGCGAUAUGGGUCCCUGGUCAUCGUAUCGAUAGUCGGACCUGCGAUAGUCCUCGAUUGUCCGUUGUACGGGUAUUCGUUCGUUAGACAACGGAAUGUAUCUGCUCCGAGCAGGAGGUUGUCCUCGGGUCCACCUCUCUUCCUCAACACGUUCACGAUUCUUAAAACAAACAGAAUAUAG